This is a messenger RNA of Terrapene triunguis (Three-toed box turtle), 1579 nucleotides long. It is a transcript of the gene STEAP1, whose product is annotated as STEAP family member 1. Gene Ontology annotation, cellular component: plasma membrane; endosome. Lineage: Eukaryota; Metazoa; Chordata; Testudines; Emydidae. The coding region runs from base 5 to 1021 and encodes 338 amino acids. The record is from RefSeq and is a predicted model, not a curated record. The transcript has 4 exons.
CGUAAUGGAGAGCAGGAAUACUCUGGAUCAGGAUGAAGUUCAGAAACCGGAGCCUGGGAGAAAUACGGGAAACCAUAACGAUUCGAAUACGGAUUUGCAAGUCACCUACACCCACGAAGAGGUUGCGUUUUUUCAUUUACGACAAACACAUCAUUUUGAUGAGUUUGAAUACCCUUCAGAUCAAUACUGCAAGCAAGAUCUCUUCCCCAAAUGGCACUUGCCACUGAAGAUAGCAUCUAUAGCCUCAUUGCUAAUAUUUAUCUAUACUUUUCUGAGAGAUGUUGUCCACCCUUUUGUCACUACUAAUGAAAACACUUUCUAUAAAAUUCCAAUCCUGGUCAUAAACAAAGUUUUACCAGUGGUUUCAAUCACCCUUCUUGCACUGGUUUAUUUACCAGGGAUAUUAGCUGCAGGUUUCCAGCUCCACUAUGGGACCAAGUACAAACGAUUUCCACAGUGGUUGAAUGGGUGGAUGUUAUCAAGAAAGCAACUCGGCCUUCUCAGUUUUUUCUUUGCCUCAAUGCAUGCAUGCUAUAGCUUGUGCUACCCAAUGAGGAGAUCUUACAGAUACAAGCUUUUGAACUGGGCGUACCAGCAGGUCAAGCAAAAAAAGGAAAAUGCCUGGAUUGAACAUGAUGUCUGGAGAAUGGAGAUUUACGUGUCUCUAGGGAUUCUGGGACUAGCUCUGCUGGCCAUACUGGCAGUAACAUCAAUUCCAUCUGUCAGCCAUUCUUUGACCUGGAGAGAGUUCCACUGUAUUCAGAGCAAGAUGGGGUAUUUAGCUUUGCUGCUAUGCACAAUUCACGCAUUGGUAUUUGCCUGGAAUAAAUGGGUUGACGUAAACCAAUUUGUGUGGUACACCCCCCCUACAUUUAUGAUAGCCAUUUUUCUUCCUAUUAUAGUCCUGCUUUGUAAAAGCAUCCUGCUUCUCCCAUGCCUUAGGAAGAAGAUCCAGAAGAUCAGAUGCGGUUGGGAUGCUAACACAGAGAUGAAUAAAACACAGAUGACUUCCAGACUGUAGAUUGAAUGAGUGUUUAUCCUGCUGCCAUGUAUAGAUUUAAUGAGCUCUAUGAAAUGGUCACAUGUUGGGGUUUUUUUGCAUGCAUUGGUUAAAUACUUCUUUUGUAUUUUUCAUUUCAACUAUUGUUUGGGGGUGUGGUAUCUGUGUUCUCCUCUGACCUGAUCUGGGCUAAGGGAGUACCCUUUACUGAGACAGUGGAUUGAAUUGGGGUCCUCAGGCAUUCACUUACUUCUUUAUUCUGAGUCUUAUGCCAUUUAAAAUCCAGUUCUUCAUUCCCAUAAGUAAUACUAUCAUCAGCCAUAGGGAAAGGCAAUCAUAAAUCACUGCUUGACAUGUUGACUACAGAAGGUCAAUAAGAUAACAAUUUGAAAGAACCAGAUCUGACUCUUAUACUAUAGAGGGUGUUUCCCAGUGCUUGCUAUGUUUAAGGUAACACAUGUCACAUUUUUUCCCCAUUCCUUUUUUCCCCUCUUUUUUAUUUUUAUUUUUUUUCCUAUUUGCUUCUUUAUAUAUUUCUUCCAUGCUUUCGGCGGGAACAAGCACACACUUACACAUGUG